Molecule: messenger RNA, 2136 nt
Organism: Theobroma umbraticum
Lineage: Eukaryota; Viridiplantae; Streptophyta; Magnoliopsida; Malvales; Malvaceae
Source: RefSeq, a predicted model, not a curated record
UUGUACACCCCACCCAGAACCAAAGAAGAGGAAAACACCUCUUCGUUCUCUCUCCCUCAUCCCUGUUCCUCCAGGACAGUAUCUUCUCUCAAUUUUGGUUCGGGUUGGUUGGGUUUCGGAGGACCCAUGAUAACAAAACGUAUAUCUGGGUCAUUCGGAACCUGCAUUGAUCUGAUCUGAUAUUGGUAAAGAGAGAAGAAAACACACAUAAACCAACAGAGGGAGAGAAGAGGGGAUUCCACUAGUAGAAUAACCAUGGAGAUAGAGAGGCUUAGGUCAUUGUUUCUCCUCUGGUGCAGAAGUCGAACCACACGUGUUGCUCUUGUGGGUGGCAACCACACCGCUGCUAGGUUUUGCACUCGCUAAAAAGCCUCCCUGUCUCCGCUGUUUUGGUUUUUGUCUCUUUUUUUUUCUCGUUUCACCAAUCUCUUGGCUUUUUCCAGUGACCUUUUGCCAUCAGAGGCACCCAUUAGCCGAAUUUCGCGAAAUUUAGCGGAAUUAAGCUCUUUUGGCGUCGUUCCAAAUACAGAUCCGGUCAUUUGACAUGGAAAUGGGAGGUGGGUAUCGACCCCAAAGUCAUAGAAUUUCAUUAAACCCUGACACCCUUUUGGUUAUUAAGCUUCCGGAUCUAAGGUUCCUGCUUGUUUUGUCACGCUCGCUGUUUUUAGCAACGAUGAUUGUCACAUUGCCUUGGGUUAGGUCCGUUCUAAAGGGACCUUCAGGUUCGGUUUUUAAUACCAUUGAUUAUCACCAAAAUUCUGGUUCUAUUGAUUUGGAGUAUUGGAAUUUGCUUUGGCAAGAUUUUGUUGACGAGGGUCUCAUCAGAAAAGGCGAUAAAGCUCUUAUUUUGAACUCUGCCAUCCAAGGCGUGGCUGAUGGAGGUUCCAUGUUCGUGAUCGACAACGAGAUUGAUUUGGUGGUGGAACCUGAUUUGGAACGACAAAGUUCUUUACCAGAUGAGGGGUUUGAUUUUGUGUUCGUGUCUGGCUCUCUGGAUUCCAAGUUUGUUGAUCGUGUUGUGAAGAUUGGUGGUGUUAUUGCUAUGCAAUUGGGUGAUGACAUCUCAAGCUAUUAUCAAAAGCAGUCAGACUAUAGAAUUGUGUAUCUUAAGAAAUAUAGUUCAACCAUCUUGGCAAUGAGGAAACUUGGUUCAAACAAUCAUUUGUUGGAUUCUUCAGCAAAGCGAAGGCUUUGUCAGCUGACAUUGGAGGCUAAGAAAGCGGCAUUGAAAGGUUUAGAAGAUGUUUUGUUUGAGCCACCUAGAAGAGCCUUGGCUAAAUCACAUGCGUACUUGAGGAAAAUGAAUUUUCUUCCUGAUUUGUUAGGGGAUUCUCUUGAGCACUAUCCCCGUAGAGUUUUCAUUGACGUGGGGUCUUCUAAGGAUAAGAAUGUUGUGAUGAAAUGGUUUGAUAAAAACUAUCCAAAGAGGAAUCAAGUUGAGUUUUACAGUUUGGAAAUCGGAUUGUCUGGAGGAGAGGCAAGAAGAGUGAGUCCUCGGAUUGAUGUUUCGGAUUGGUUGAUGAAAAAUGCAAGAGAAGAAGAGUAUGUUGUCAUGAAGGCAGAAGCAGAUGCGGUGGAAGAGAUGAUAGCGAGGAGGGCAAUCAAUUUGGUGGAUGAACUGUUUUUGGAGUGCGACAACCAAUGGCAAGAUGGAGGAAAGAGAAUAAGAAAAAGAAGAAGAGCAAGGAGGGCUUAUUGGGAAUGCUUAGCUCUGUAUGGAAGGCUGAGGGAUGAGGGAGUUGCAGUACAUCAAUGGUGGGAUUGAGAAAAAAGGCAGGCGUAUAUCCCCCAUGCUCCAUCUUUCUUGGUUAUGCUUAUUCUAUAAUGUGUCCUAUGGUUUUCGUGUUUAGAGUCCAUGUGGGGGAGUCUACAUGUGAUUUCUCCAAAUAAAAACAUUUUGUUGCUUGGUAGUCUGGCUUGAUGACGUGUAUGCCUUUGGUGUUAUUAUUUCUUUGUCUAGAUGUUGCUGUUGAUUGUCAAAUCCUUUGAUGUUUCUUUUUUAUUUUAUCAGAAUGAAGAUGCACUGUGCAAAACUGCAAAGAAUUAAGUAGUCUAUUCUUCUUCCUUAUGAGAUUUCCAGCGUUCUUUAAGUGUAAAAAUUGUUUGGUACUAGAAUAAGAUCACAUGUUUUCCCUA